This is a messenger RNA of Bombus huntii, 1782 nucleotides long. Its product is annotated as insulin-like growth factor-binding protein-related protein 1. Lineage: Eukaryota; Metazoa; Arthropoda; Insecta; Hymenoptera; Apidae. Bases 817 to 1584 code for a protein of 255 amino acids. Gene Ontology annotation, cellular component: extracellular region. Gene Ontology annotation, molecular function: insulin-like growth factor binding. The transcript has 5 exons. Gene Ontology annotation, biological process: regulation of cell growth; regulation of signal transduction. The record is from RefSeq and is a predicted model, not a curated record.
CAAUUGAGCAGUUCUAUUUACUCUGUAAGUGUACAUGGAAAUAAUAAACAUAUGUACACGUAUAUUUGAUUUUGUAUGAUAAGAACAGAGAGUCGCGUGGGUAAUAGUAUUUCAACUAGUUGACCGUCUAAUUGAUUGAUUGUCCAGACGCCAGUUGCUUUAUUCUCGCAAUAUCCGCUUUCGGAAGUAUCUCUUUGCAAGCGUUUAACAUAUAGCGUCUUUAAAAGUGUACUCAAAUAGAGAGGUUUCUACAGACUUUACACGUCAAUUACCUCUUAUCUUUAAAUAUUUUUAUUGUUUGUCGAAAGCAACUGUAAAACAUUUAUUCAAACAUUGCUCAUUGAUUUCAGAGUUAUUGAUAUUUUUUAAGCAUUUACUAUAAAUUCUUUCUAAGAGAAUGUAACGUUAUGUUCAAAUAUCUGUAUAUAACUUGAAUAAUUCAAAUGAGCCGAGAACUAACAUUCUUCGUUAAAGUCAUAUGUUCUUUUUAAAAUUUCACAGAAAGAAAUUGAACAUGUUCAAAUGUUCAAUUGUUAAUAAAAUAGAGAAACAUGAGAAAAUGUAAAGCGGGGUAUAAAUAGGGAUAUGCUCUAAUGUAGGGGUACAGUAUAAUAAAAAUUUGAUGUAGAAAAUGUAUAUGGGAAACCUUAAUAAUUUUUAAGUUAAGGUAUAAUUUCUGUAUUAAUUUAUUAUAUUGCACGAUUGUUUCUUAAUGUUAUGUUAUGCGAAACGCGGUGGAUCUUUACUCCCCCUUAGGAAGAAAUCAAGGAAAGGGACUCUCUCUUUGUCAGUACUCUCGCCUUGUUAGUCAGCGAGAUGAUGCGUAAAGGAGCACUUCCUGUGUUAUCGUUGUCGUACUUGUUUAUAUUCUGUGUUGCAAUAUUCGAAAGAAACGCUUUUGCAUCUAUCGAAAUUAACGAAGAUACGGAGAUCAUAGAGAAGAAACGCAUCGAAGGAUGUAUCGAGUGUGGCGAUUAUAGGUGUCCGGGAGAUUUUGGAAAAUGUUUAUUAGGUUCUGUUCUCGACCCAUGUAAAUGUUGUGCAACUGGUAUAUGUGCUCGAUUGGAUGGCGAACCUUGUUGGAAUUCUAGUAUACCUGGAUUGCCUUCGAAACGUCGUAACGAUGGUCUAUGUGCAAGAAAUUAUGAGUGCAAGUUAAGGUCGGACCUCCGGAAAGAGGACGAACCAGAAGCCACUUGCGUUUGUAUGGAACAAACUCCGGCGUGUGGUAAUGAUAAUAAAACGUACACAACACCCUGUGCGCUGCAUGAAGAGGCAAUGAGACGGAAACGUUCAUCUUCCUUGACGUUACAGCAUCUUGGUCCGUGUCAAAGCCGUCCCUGGAUUUUAUCUCCUUUAGAAGAUGUUUUAUCAGUGUUUGGCCAACGAUUAGCACUAAAUUGUGAAGCGAAAGGCUUCCCUGUCCCCGAUAUUUUUUGGGAAUUUCAUGCAGCAGAUGGGAGGAAAGUCUUGAAACUGCCAGGUGAAGCCCAAGGAGCGACAGUCCAUAGCAGCGUCGGUCCGGAACCUCUUAUGCGAACAUCAUGGAUGCAAUUACCUCGUGUCACCAAAGAGAGGUGCUGAGCAGGAUAAAUUACGGUGUUAACUUCUCGUCGUGUCAUUCACUAACAAGAAUGAAGACUCAACUUUUUUGGCUGUGUGAAGACUUUUUUGGUUGUAAGAAGUUCUUUUGCAGGGAUUUAUCUACCGGACAAGCUACUGCUGCCUACUCAACAGAACGGGUUCGUAUUUUGUGUAAUACAGUCCAAUAUACAUAGAUAU